UCUCUCUCCCCCUUUUGUUCUCUAGUCCUGGCAAUGAAGAGGGUUGAUGGUGAUAGUGCCCUGAAGGGGUCUCCAUCUUCUUCUCUUGACAGUGGAAGUGUUUACUACUCGCAGUCAUCGACUAUGAGAGCUACCAGGCGACGCAUGGAUGACAAUCUGGUGCCUGAAAUAAGCUUGAAAUCGCCUACUGCUGUCGUAAGGCCUUAUGCCAGAUCAAAAAUGCCUCGGCUGAGAUGGACUCCUGAUCUUCACCACUGCUUUGUACAUGCAGUUGAACACCUGGGAGGAGAAGACAGAGCUACACCAAAGAUGGUACUACAGAUAAUGGAUGUGAAGGGCCUGACCAUCUCCCACGUGAAGAGCCAUCUUCAGAUGUACAGGAGCAUGAAGCAUGAGCAGAUGAUACCAGGUAAUACAUGA
Theobroma umbraticum is the source of this 420-nucleotide messenger RNA. RefSeq lists its product as uncharacterized. Lineage: Eukaryota; Viridiplantae; Streptophyta; Magnoliopsida; Malvales; Malvaceae. The record is from RefSeq and is a predicted model, not a curated record. Gene Ontology annotation, molecular function: DNA-binding transcription factor activity; DNA binding.